Opisthocomus hoazin is the source of this 519-nucleotide messenger RNA. NCBI's taxonomy places the organism in Eukaryota, Metazoa, Chordata, Aves, Opisthocomiformes, Opisthocomidae. The record is from RefSeq and is a predicted model, not a curated record.
AUGGAGGGCAUUCUCAGAAAGCUACUGCCAAGCUGCCCAAGGGAGGAAACUAAGGCUCGCUAUUUCCAUUUGAUCACAAGAGGUCUGCUGGAGAUCUCCCCCGUGGAAAGAGGAGUGGUGAGCAUAUUUGGUGUUAGAAGUGGACUCUUCGUGGCCAUGAAUAGCAAAGGCAAACUCUACGGAUCUCUCAGGUAUUCCACCGAGGAUUGUUCCUUUGAAGAGGAGAUUCGUCCAGAUGGCUACAAUGUGUAUAAAUCAAAAAAAUAUGGAAUAUUGGUGUCUUUGAGUAGUGCCAAGCAAAGACAACAGUUCAAAGGAAAAGAUUUUCUUCCACUGUCUCACUUCUUACCUAUGAUCAACACCAUGCCCGUGGAGUCAACGGACUUUGGCGAAUACGGUGAUUACAGCCAGGCGUUCGAACCAGAGGUCUACUCCUCGCCUCUCGAAACGGACAGCAUGGACCCCUUUGGCAUCACCUCCAAACUGUCACCAGUGAAGAGCCCCAGCUUUCAGAAAUGA